Molecule: messenger RNA, 1230 nt
Organism: Prunus mume (Japanese apricot)
Lineage: Eukaryota; Viridiplantae; Streptophyta; Magnoliopsida; Rosales; Rosaceae
Product: U11/U12 small nuclear ribonucleoprotein 25 kDa protein-like
Biological process (GO): mRNA splicing, via spliceosome
Source: RefSeq, a predicted model, not a curated record
CCUAUAUAUUCUGAAAUAUCCUGAGCCUUCAUUCCACUCAGACGCGUUACAAACAGCUUUGGUUUCUCAUAUUUCUCUUAGCUAACUCCAUCAAAGCCUACCAACAGAUUUAUUUAUUUGUUUUGUAACUAGCUUGCAAGUGCAUUCAUCGGAGGAGAACCAUCCAUUUCGUUUAUAGGGUACUUCACUUCUCAUCCCAGGCCGAGGAAUUUAGAUUUCUUGUUGGAUAAUUUUGUGUUCGUAUGAAAUGGAGGUGGGUACUUGGGAACCGGAGUUGACCAACGUCUCCGCCUGCACCCUAUGUGUUCCGGCAUCAAUUUCCCCUGGACGGCUGCUCAGCUGCAGCGUUGGAAAGAAUCAUGUCUACCAAAAGCUGCCUCAACAGCCCCUUAAGCUCUUCGUUAUCAAAUUGGACGGCUCUAGCUUUGAGGUGGAAGUUCCGAAGACGGCGACGGUGGCCGAACUUAAAGAGGCAGUGAAGGAUGUUUUUAAUCAGUCACCAAUAGAUGAAAUGAUUUCAUGGUCACAUGUGUGGGGUCAUUUUUGCUUAUGUUAUCAAGGCCAGAAGCUUCUCGAUUAUAAGGCAUAUAUCCGACUUUUUGGAAUCAAGGAUGGCGAUCAGAUAUGUUUUGUGCGGCAUGUUUCAAUUAAGUAUGAGGGCAGGGAAAAGAGACGAAUAGGGUUGUGGAGGAAAAGGAUAUAUGACAGCCCUGCCUAUGAACAGCUUGUGAUGAACAAUCAUUACACGUGAUGAAUUGCCAUGCAGUAUUAGGCUUGUGGACACGAAUGCUUCCACAGAUGACAAAUCUGAUAUCCCUUCAUUCUUUUUUUCUUUUUUUUUCGGUUAGUCAUUGUGUUGUUUAUAGGUGCAGUAGAUUCACAGGAACAUUGUAAAUUGUUGAAAUAACAUGGUUCGAUUGUGACCAAAAUCGAAAUCGAUAAAUGUUUCAAGCACCAACGAUGCCAUGGAAAUUUAAUUAGGAGACUUAUAGAAGGGUAGGUAGGCGAUCAAACAUGUUGAUGAGAGGAGGAUAUCUAAAUGUCUUACUCUGCAUAAUUGUAUAGUUAGCCAUGAGUUCGGACUCACUGCAGAACUCAUUAACUUGGACUACGAUACAUUUUUCUUUUUUGUGUAUAGCUAGCUAAUUGGACGUAGAUCUAAUGUACAUGUACGUUCGACUUGGUCCAUCUAUUUUUAUGCCAUUUGUUCCUUUUCUUUUCUUGUUUAUA